Molecule: messenger RNA, 847 nt
Organism: Raphanus sativus (radish)
Lineage: Eukaryota; Viridiplantae; Streptophyta; Magnoliopsida; Brassicales; Brassicaceae
Product: alkane hydroxylase MAH1-like
Exons: 1
Molecular function (GO): oxidoreductase activity, acting on paired donors, with incorporation or reduction of molecular oxygen; monooxygenase activity; heme binding
Source: RefSeq, a predicted model, not a curated record
ACACUAAUUAUCUCUUAUCACACUGAUUAACCAACCUUCUUCUCUUAUGUCUCCAAUAACCUUAGUUGGAGUUUUCAUAUUCAUCCUUUGCUUUCUCAUAUUUGAUUACUUCCUCUUCAAGAAACCUCAUGACCGAAUCCUUAGAAAUUGGCCCGUCAUUGGCAUGCUUCCAGGCCUUAUCAUGGUCCUCCACCGUGUCUACAACUUCACCGUAGAGCUUCUUGAAAACACCGACUUAACAUUUCAAUUCAAGGGACCAUGGUUUGCCGGAAUGGAUAUGUUGCUUACAGCAGAUCCAGCUAACAUUCACCAUAUAUUGAGUUCAAACUUCUCAAACUACAUCAAAGGGCCCGGUUUUCAAGAUGUUUUUGAUGUGUUCGGAAACGGAAUAAUCACAACGGACUCGGAGCUGUGGAAGAGUCUGAGAAAAUCUUAUCAAGCCAUGAUCCAUCACCAACGGUUUCAAAGGUUUUCAGAGAGUACAUUGGCCAGGAAGCUCAAGGACGGGCUUAUUCCCCUUCUUGAUCAUUUUGCAGAGGAAGGCACACCUGUGGACUUGCAAGACGUGUUCGGGAGGUACACUUUUGAUACAAUAUUAAUCCUUAUAACGGGUUCUGAUCCAAAAUCUCUAUCUACUGAAAUGCAUGAGGACGAAUUUGCUAAAGCUCUGGAUGAUGUUGGAGAAGGAAUUUUGUAUAGACAUGUUAAACCAAGGUUUUUGUGGAAGCUGCAUAACUGGAUGGGAUUCGGACAAGAGAAGAAGAUGGUCCAAGCUAAUGCAACUUUCGACCGUGUGUGUGCGAAAUACAUAUCAGACAAGAGAGAUGAGAUAAGAAGACCACAAGGG